AUGGAGAAUAAUGCUAAGUCAAGUGUCAAUUCGGAAUCCAAAUCAAGGAUCACCGUUGUUAACGUUUUUCCUUCGAAUUCGAUCUUCAAAUAUUUAACGGACUUAUGUUUUGAAAGGAUGGAUCAAGAAGGUGCCAAAUCGUUCAUGCAGUUACAAAUUGAAAAAUUAAAAGCUCUACGAGCAAAACUGUCUACUGAGGCUGACGAGGAUUACGUUAUUAUAAAGGAAGAACAACGCAGUGGCUAUGAUUCAGAGUCUAGCGAAUAUUCCGAAGACUCGGCAGCAUAUGAAGAUGUGCCGGCUGCAACCAAAAGCACUGGGGCGAGGAAGAAUGUCAAUAAGGGGAAGUGGACGAAGGAUGAGGAUAGAAUGCUUAAAAUGUUAGUCAAGAGCUAUAAUGAGAAUUGGGAGCUAAUAGCUGCCGAGUUCUCAGACAGAUCAGACGUUCAAUGCCAGCAAAGAUGGUCGAAAGUCGUCAAUCCUGAACUAGUCAAAGGCCCUUGGACAAAGGAGGAAGAUGAAAAAGUAAUGGAAUUAGUAGCUAAGUACGGUCCAAAGAAAUGGACUUUAAUUGCGAGGCACCUUAAGGGCAGAAUAGGUAAACAGUGCAGAGAACGAUGGCACAAUCACCUAAAUCCAUCCAUAAAGAAAACAGCAUGGACAGAACACGAAGACAGAAUCAUAUAUCAAGCGCACAAACAGCUCGGCAACCAGUGGGCGAAAAUAGCCAAGUUAUUACCUGGCAGGACAGACAACGCAAUAAAGAACCACUGGAACUCAACAAUGAGGCGAAAAUACGAGCCAGAUUUACUAGACAGUUAUGAGAACAUACGGAGAAAGCAACGUACAAAACGUAUAGAAGUGAAUGAUACAAGAGAAAAAGUCACAGUUGCUUACAAUAAUGAUUCAACAUGGUCAGAUCCAUUCAACGAGUCAACCCAAAGCCCGUCGUCAAGUCAGCCAUCCAAGCAAGUGCAGCAUUUCCGCCAACUACUGCGAGCUCAGCUCCGAGCACGCUCGCCACCAGCUCACGGCCUCAUGCCAGCCGACACCCUGGAGAUCGUGGAAUCGCCUUUCAAAUUCGUAAACAUAGAGUCGCUGCCUUCCAACUCACCCAUAAAGAACUACUUAAGUCAAGUGUCAGCUGAAAGUAAUGAUCCGAAUACAGUGACGUAUGCAAUUCAAGGGAAUUCAUCUAAAGAAAUAAUAGUACCAUCAAUAUUCUCUCCGAAGAAAAUGGAAACAAACAGUCCACCUCCAAUACUGAGACGAGGCAAAGGAAAGAAACCACAAGUGGCCACCCCAAACCCCAAUUCGUGGGCAGAGACAAUAUCAAAAGCAAUAGAAGGAGCUACACCAAUCAAAGCGUUGCCCUUCAGUCCGUCCCAGUUCCUGAACUCUCCGGCAGGACUGUCUUUUCCAGCAUUUGAUUCUACACCAUUAAGGCAUAAUGGGAAUAAGGAGUUAAUAGGAGUGAGUCCUCUAUUGCAUACUCCGACACCCGCCAACCUAACACCUGGAGGGACACAACUAAAAAAUAACACACCCAAAACACCAACACCCUUCAAAAGGGCUAUGGCGGAAAUAGGGAAGAAAUCAGGAUUGAAAUACGAACCCUCCAGUCCCGGAUUGUUGGUAGAAGAUAUCACUGAAAUGAUACAGAGGGAGGAAAAUUCAGAUAGUACAGUACAAUUGAAUGACUCAUUACUAUCGUCUACUGCGGAACAAGAUGGUAACAUGCAGGUAAACGACUCGGGCAUAGGCAGUGGCAGACGUGGCAAAGAGAACAUGCCGUCACACAAGAAAGCACGUAAAGCACUAGCCCACAGCUGGGGAGCCGCCACCAGCACGCCCCACGCCCACGCCCACGCCCACAAUACAGUGCCAGAUGUUUCCUUCAUGGAAACACCUAGCAAAACUCUAGUAGGGGACAGUUCAGUACUAUUCUCACCGCCAUCGAUAGUAAAGCAUUCCCUUCUAGAAGAAUCUACGAGCCUUCACAGCUUAAUGAGUGCUGAAAAUACCCCCGAACCAACCAAAUACGAAGACAUGGAUAUAGAAACACAGACAGAAAAAAAUAAGGCACGAAGGCUAUCGGGAGAACCUUUGGUGGUAAAAAAAUCUGCAGUCCGCUCUAUAAAAUUCGAUCAAGAAAUACCAGAAGAAGCGAAAGAAGAAAGACCAUCUUUUAUAUUGGCUGAUAAGUGGGAGACAUAUGCAUGCGGUAAAACUCAAGAUCAGUUAGAUUUAACGAUGUUAGCACAUCAGUAUUUAAGGAAAACCGCGUUAAAACCUAGAUCACUUAAUUUU
Brenthis ino (lesser marbled fritillary) is the source of this 2310-nucleotide messenger RNA. NCBI's taxonomy places the organism in Eukaryota, Metazoa, Arthropoda, Insecta, Lepidoptera, Nymphalidae. The record is from the annotation of a GenBank genome assembly.